Molecule: messenger RNA, 399 nt
Organism: Prunus armeniaca (apricot)
Lineage: Eukaryota; Viridiplantae; Streptophyta; Magnoliopsida; Rosales; Rosaceae
Source: the annotation of a GenBank genome assembly
AUGCCUGUCUUGCACUAUAGGGUAACUCGAUCCACUUACAACAGUUUGCUUAGUAAGGUUCAUUGGAGGCUUGCUAAUUGGAAAACGGGGACUAUCUGGGUGCGCUCGACUGAUUUUCUUGGUGGUGUAGUGGAUGGAGCAGGCGAGGUCCACCGCACAGGUGCAAUGCAGUCGUGGUUGCCGCCACCGUUGGUGGUGACGGCUAUGGUCGUCAUUCUUUCGUUCGAGCGUUGCGGGGCGGACCAGCUGGUUGUCAUCAUGACUGCAGUGGGCUAUCGGGGGGGCCUAGGUGGCGUCUGCUUAGUUGCGGCACCCAUCGUCGCUGGUGGAGGUUGCAUCUUCUUCUUUUCCUUUGGUGCGAGUCUCGAGUUGGCUGAUGGAUCGCUUCCUUUACUGUGA